Messenger RNA from Nezara viridula (southern green stink bug), 894 nucleotides. NCBI's taxonomy places the organism in Eukaryota, Metazoa, Arthropoda, Insecta, Hemiptera, Pentatomidae. The record is from the annotation of a GenBank genome assembly.
UAACAGGGUUUAUAAGAGAAACGUUAAAAAUAAUAUAAAAUAAAGAAAACAAGUAUGAUGCUUGCUGUUGUUCUCUCAGUUAUAAUCUGUGCCUCACAACAUUCCACUGUUGAUGGGAAUGCUAUUCAUAAGUGUGGAUUUCCUGCUAUACCACCUGAAUAUUCGCGAGUCAAGUCUAUGAGUGCUGUUAUUUUGAAGGGCGCGGAUGAACCGAUGUUUAAACGCUGUAACAAGACAACUUGCUGCCCAACUCUAUAUACAUGCUGUGGGGGUGGCAAGAAUUGCUGUUUCCUAAACUUCGUAAGACCACCUCUAGUUAUAAAGUCAAAAAAUUGCGAAUAAUUAUGAAGAAUCGUUCAUCAAUAUCACUAUGUGUUUAUUGGAACAAUUAUCAACUCUUCGAAAUGGUUUAUACAAGAGUAAGAAGGCUAUAUUGAUGUCUACUAUUAACUUUUUAAGCAUUUCCGGCUACUCACUGGACAUCCUGUAUAUACGUGUGUAUGUGUGUCUGUUUAUUGGAAAAAUUUGGACUUACGGCAUGUAUUAUACAAGUAAUACACGAUACGCACGGAACUGAUCUAGAUUUUAUUUUGGAAAACAUUGCAUAAUUAAUUGCUGAUAAGGUUGAGUACCAGUUGAUAAGAGGGUUUAUAAGAGAAAUGCUAAAAAUAAUAUAAAAUAAAGAAAACAAGUAUGAUGAUUGCUGUUGUUCUCUCAGUUAUAAUCUGUGCUUCACAACAUUCCACUGUCGAUGGGAAUGCUAUUCAUAAGGCAGGAUUUACUGAUAUACCGCCUGAAUAUUCGCGAGUCAAGUCUCUGAGUGCUGUUGAACUGAAGAAAAUCCUCUGGUAUGGUAACAUUAAAGGAGCAGAUUUUUCUAUAUCUUGGGUUUGA